AUGAACCAGGAUGAAGGUGGGGUCGGGCCUAGUAGCCUGAAGGGAUUCUAUUCUUAUAAGAAUACAUUUGGCGCAGAUAGUGUCUGGCUGGAUAUACCGAAGGAAGUGGUGUUUGUUGAUAACUCGGACCCUUACGCCGAUGAACUGGAAGAACAAUUCACUGCAGAUACCCCUUUAGACACUCAUGGUGAACCCGCAUGGAGUCAUGGUGGGGGAUACCUGCCGCCCUUUACGGAAGCUCAAACACAUGGCCUAGAUGCGCUUUCGGCCGCAGCAACGGCGGAGAACCAUCCCAUCUAUCAAUCUGUUGCAGAUCACAUUGCUGAGAAUAGUAACAGUCAUACCAGGCUUGAGACUACUGAACACCCAGAAGCAACAAUAUCAAGCUCAUCUCCAACUAUUGCCAGGAUCCCAACUGAAGCAUCUCCUGGGUCUCUGUCACUACCACUAUCGUCACCCAAUAAUAACGUCGGUUUCGUGUUAAAUGCGCCCCCCAAUGGUAUGCCACAACCGAUUGACCCUGGUCUUCACUCCCCUGAGAAUCAGAGGGCCACUUCUUCGGUUUCUCAAGGCUUGACACAGGUAAUGAGAGUUACCUCUUUAGUUGAAACUGAGCAUGAAGCGGCAUUUUUCCUUCGACAUUUUUCAGAAGGACCUGGCCGGUGUCCGCUCCUGAAAUAUGCUGCAUGCGCAUAUUCUGCAAAGCAGAUUGGCCGCAUUAAGGGGACUAAUGCGGUUACUGGAGGUUCCUGUUUGAGACAGGCUAUGAUGGAGAUAUGGCCUGAUACAGAAAGAGUUGACUGGAAUUAUUACGGGGUGAAGUAUUAUGAAAAGGCGAUCCAGCUUCUUAUGGAAGAAUUACAACACAAUGGGAAUUUUUCUCCACUAUCUGGGUCACAAACAAGUGGAAACUUACAAGCAGAAGACCCUGGUGGGCUGGAGAACACUAGCAGCAAAAGACGGAAGGUCUCCAUUGCUGAGGUUCAAUUAUCUAGUCCACAUUCUGACGAUGUCCUUGCUGCCAUCUCAAUUAUCUUUGCCUACGAAUUUUUGGAUAAUACGAGCCCAGUAUGGGAUAGGCAUUUUAGUGGUGUGCAAUCUUUACUAGACAUUAUGAAAGCAGGAAUUGUGCCAUCUGAAAAGCAAAAUUCAUCUGGAAACUUGAAUGUUGCAACCUCGAAACUACCUCGAUUUUCGAAGGUAGGGAAAGCAAUCUUCUGGAAUUUUGCGCGUCAAGACUAUCUUUCAGCAUUUAUCAAUGAAACCCUAACCAGAUUGGUCACUAGUGACCUAACAUUAUGGACAGAAGCUGGGCUUAUUCUCAAUGAUGCAGGAUUUUUUCAACAAGAAAGCGCUACUGAACAUAAUGAAUCCACGAAGGAAGACAUAAUAUCAAACACCCUGAUAUGGAUCCUUUCAAAAAUCGUUGAUUUCAUAGCUGUUGGUGAUAGUAGAAACCAUGGAGAAAGUUUCACUGGAGCAUCCCAAAAUACCCUCCUGGAUAGAUGGAAUCGGCUUCAGGCAGAGCUAGACACAUGGUUUCAUGCGUUACCUGACACGUUCAAGCCUUGUGCUAGGAUCGACUCGCCUCCAGGACCUCACUCUUCCCAAGACGUAUGUCCAUUCCAGGAGAUUUGGUACAGCAUCCCAAUGUGUGCCUCGGCGAUGCAACACUAUCAUAUGGCCCGCAUUCUCCUACUCAUCAAUAAGCCACACGAGUCAACAGCACGCAGAAGUACUGUUACAGACAGACUAAACUCCUACAGAUCCAUUGAGAAAGAGAUUCAAAACCAUAGCCGUGAAAUCUGCGGGAUAUCUGCUUCUCGGCUCGAAGCAUCUGCACGCAUUCAUUCUAUUCAGCCAUUAUUCGUCAGUGGCCAAUGUUUGACCGGCGAGUUAGAACGGAAGGCCAUUCUACAACUUCUCUGCAGAAUCGAGGCAGAUCUCGGCUGGGCUACUAAGUAUCGUGUUCAGCAACUCCUUGCAGAAUGGAAUUGGGACGAGACUGUCCUUGAUUCUCUCCCAGGGUGA
Messenger RNA from Trichophyton verrucosum HKI 0517, 2031 nucleotides. RefSeq lists its product as uncharacterized. Gene Ontology annotation, cellular component: nucleus. Gene Ontology annotation, molecular function: DNA-binding transcription factor activity; transcription cis-regulatory region binding. Gene Ontology annotation, biological process: positive regulation of transcription by RNA polymerase II. Bases 1 to 2031 code for a protein of 676 amino acids. The transcript is spliced from 4 exons. Lineage: Eukaryota; Fungi; Ascomycota; Eurotiomycetes; Onygenales; Arthrodermataceae. The record is from RefSeq and is a predicted model, not a curated record.